CAUUCACUCACCAUUGCAUCUCUCGUCGACCUCCUUGAGCGAUGUUCAACGCACUUGCAGGACCUGCUCGAGCCGCUUCACAAGUCUCCCUGAGGCCCAGGAUACCCAUCUCCCCUUUUAGAGCCCUUCACGCAUCAUCAUCAGUGCUCAAGAAGCCUUCCAGGAAGGCAGUAGCUGUGAAAGAGUUCGACAAUGACGAGAGUGAUGGUGAUCUGUUCGCAGUAGACACCUCUACCCCAGUGUCUACACAAGCUACGGAUGAUCAGGACGCCUCGGCGGUCUCUGCUCUGAACCGAGAGAUCCGUGAAUCCCUCUGGGAAAUUGUCAAAAGAGGAGCGAGACCUACGGACGACGCGAGGGAAUCAAGAAGGGCACAAUUGCCGAUUCAACGAAAUAUCCUUGACUCUUACAUCCAGGCGUGUGAGAGCCGUCUGGACUUGGAGAGUCUCAGGGGCCUAUUGAGAGGAUGGAGGGUCAUGGGCAAAAGAGUCACGGGAACUCAAGCGCAGCAAAUCAUCGACAAAAGUAUCGAACUAAACUUCCCAGAGAUCGCCUUGGAAUUGCUAAAUGAUAAAUUGGCAUAUGGUGUCAACACUGUACCAGACUCUGCAUACUUUCGACUCUGCCAUAGUCUUCUGGAACAAGAGGCUCCGCCCUCAAAACUCCCGACAUAUCUCCAGUCCGGCCGACACAGCAUCGCUCUUGGGAAUCUCGUCCUGUUCCUGCGGACACGCAGUCGCGCCUCAGACACGUCAGCGAUCAGUGGAGAUGGUGUAAAGAAGUCUCCGAAAACUGGUGUUAGAUUACCGGCCUCCGCUCCCAAGAGCCAUGAGCCCUUACCGCACCCCAUCACGAAGGACGAAGUCGAGUUUGUAAACUUUGCCUUGGACACUUUGCACAGCGCUGGUGGACGUUGGGCAGAGGUUGCGGAGCAAGUUUUACCGAGGAAACGGUGGGACAGGCAUCUCGUGCGCAGGGAACAGGUCGUUGCCGAGAAGAAGGCUGCUGCGGUGAAAACAGCAUGAGCGGCGUAAGAGGAUCAUAUCAAGGACAUGUCAAUCAUCAGCGUGCAUCUUCGAUGUCGUUGUACCAGCUUGCUUAUUGUCGAAAGUCUUUUCUUUUUGGUGUAGCUGUGACGAGAGGAUUCAGGAGUUCAAUCCCUCUCGCACACUGAGUGUCUGCACCGCGUCUCGGCCGCUUCGCUCCAACGCAAGCUCACA
This is a messenger RNA of Kockovaella imperatae, 1220 nucleotides long. RefSeq lists its product as hypothetical. The transcript is spliced from 4 exons. Lineage: Eukaryota; Fungi; Basidiomycota; Tremellomycetes; Tremellales; Cuniculitremaceae. The record is from RefSeq and is a predicted model, not a curated record. Bases 42 to 1025 code for a protein of 327 amino acids.